Molecule: messenger RNA, 2074 nt
Organism: Bombus pyrosoma
Lineage: Eukaryota; Metazoa; Arthropoda; Insecta; Hymenoptera; Apidae
Exons: 6
Coding region: 227-2065 (612 amino acids)
Biological process (GO): proteolysis
Molecular function (GO): serine-type endopeptidase activity
Source: RefSeq, a predicted model, not a curated record
UGAGCGGCAGGUGAUAACGUAGUAAUAGCAGCCAGAAGAGAGCCCUAAAGAGUACAGAGAAGAAAAUUGAGAACUUGGUCCAUAUAAUAAAACAACCAAUUAGCCUUGUGCACGAAAUCUGGAUAUUCCCAGUAUGUCAGGAAACUGACACAUCCUGUAUACAUAAACGACGAGUCGUGUUAAAAGUCGUUCAAUAGAGAACGAGCCAGCGAAUAGAAAACAAGCCAUGCUGCGACCUUUUGUGCUAGUUUACUUUAUCACGAUCUUCUUGAUGAUUUCAAAAAUAAUAUCUUCUAACAAAUCGAACGAAGAGGUGAGAAAAGUGGACAGAACGUUUCACAGUGCCUCGUCACCCUUAUUCUUCUUUCAUCUACUCAAACUGAAGAAAAAGAUCCAGAAGAUAGAGAAUGUGCCAACGACCCCGCCAACCGCAGACUGCAUUUGCGUUCCUUACUACCUAUGUGACGCUAACCGUACCAUAAUUGCAGAAAACAUUGGAAUGAUCGACAUUCGAUACCGAAGAUGCACCGGAGACUUGGAAGUGUGUUGUCAUCUACGGAACGUGACAGUCACCGUCACUACUAUGAAACCAACUACAACAAUGAAACCUACUACUACUACUACUACUACUAUGAAGACAACUACCUCUACGAAGGCAACGACCACCUCCACUGUCCCGCCGGUGAUUUUUCCAACCACAAACCCUCAACCUGUCCCAAUCUGUGUCUGCGUGCUUGUAACUCAAUGUGAUGCAAACGGAAUCAUCGGCUAUGGCGGAGAAGGCGUAAUCAAUCCUCGUCAGCAAUAUAUCCAGUGUCCCAGCAGCAACAUGGUGUGCUGCAGACCGACCAGCGUGAUCCAGUAUCCUGUAGCAACCAAUCCUCCGGUUGUCUCUCCACAAAUUUGUGUAUUAUGUGGAAAUGCAAUCCAGUGCAACAACGGGGUCGUGAUUCCAGUAAACGUCGGGAUCGUGAAUCCUCUGGUGACUUACAAUCAACAGACGUGUCCUGUGCCUACAUCUUGCUGUCAGGGGAUAAACACAGGCUAUGGAAAUGGGAUUCCAGUGGUAAUCGGGCCCAUUAGAAAUCCUGGAACUUCUCAGGCUUGUUACUGUAUGAAAAGUUGGUUAUGUACGCCAGGAAACUCUGUCAGUACGGAUGGAGCUGGUGCCAUCGAUCCAAGGUUCUCCGUGUGUGGAAACACGGAGGAAAUUUGUUGUCGAGCCUCUUCUACGAUCAAUAUAGCAAGAAAUCGCGAUUUAGAUGGAUUAGGAGAGAGUAUCAUAAAUGGUGAAGCGUCCUUUUCGCAACCUGGGUGUGGUAUUCAGAAUAAAACGUACGCGGCAGCCCAACCUUACCCUGUGGACACUGGAAAAACGUAUUUCGCCGAGUUCCCGUGGAUGGUAGCUCUGUUAACAAUACAAUCAGAUGGUAAAUAUCUAUUCCAAUGCGGAGGAUCUAUGAUUACCAAGAGCGCUGUCCUUACGGCUGCGCAUUGUGUUACCAAUUUAGGAAAUGGCAGACCGAUAGCGCGUUUUGGUCAGUGGGAUCUGGAAAAUCAAGCUGGCGACCAACCAUUACCCUUUCAAGACGCAAACAUAAAAGCCAUAAUAACCCAUCCCCAAUUCUAUAGUGCUGCUCUAUACAACGACAUAGCAGUGGUCAUUUUAAACGAACCGGUGAAAUUGAAUGUCAACGUUGCCCCUAUUUGUAUGCCGCAGCAGGGAUUAACAUUUCCUGUUGGUACUAGGUGUAUCGGCACAGGUUGGGGAAAGAACUCGUUUGGUGGAACGUAUCAAACUGAGUUAAGGAAAGUAGAACUUCCUCUGGUGGACAGAUCCGAUUGUCAAAAUCGUCUUCGAACGACGAGAUUAGGAACGUAUUUUCAGCUACAUAGCUCCUUCGUUUGUGCUGGAGGAGAAGCAAAUAGGGACACGUGUCGUGGAGACGGCGGUGGACCUCUUGUGUGUCCUACAGCCACGGGACAAUACUUUCAGGUAUCACGUUAUUUCAAGUAUUACGUUCUAGAGGUGCCUAUAAAUGAGAAAAAAAGGUACAAAAAUUAAUUUGAACUU